CACCACGCUGCACUUCCCUGUUCCGGGUUGCUGCUCCUCCCAGCUCAAAGAUGGCAGCCAUGGGACAGAGAUGAUAGACGACACCAAUUUAGGAGCUUUGUCAUGAAACCACACUGGUUAGAACAGCUGUUACAUGCGCGCUUUUAACAUGACAGCGAUAUAAUUCUUCCCCGCCAAUGUGUCGUCAAACGAAGUCAAUUAAAGGAUAGAGAGAUAUGAUGUUUUGCUGUGGGCUCAGCUAGCUAGCAGCGGUCAGAAACAUACAUGAACUGCUCUCUUCUGCCACACGAGAAGACAGCAGCUGCUCUGCAGACGGUCUACUGACAUCUUGCAAGCUCAAUUUCAUCAUGGCCAUCACUCAGUUCCGACUUUUCAAGAUCUGCACAUGUCUAGCCACCUUACUUUCUUUCUUUAAACGGUUGAUAUGCAGGACUGGAAGGGGCCGCAAGCUCAGUGGUGAUCAAAUAACUCUUCCGACAACUGUGGAUUUUUCAUCAUCGGUACCAAAACAGCCAGAGAUUGAAGAAUGGAGCUCUUGGGAUGAAGAGGCUCCUACAAGCAUUAAGAUUGAAGGUGGCAACGGAAACGUUUCCCCUCAACCCAACGAGAUGGACGAAGAGCCCGACUACUUCAAAGACAUGACCCCCACCAUCAGGAAAACACAGAAGAUAGUGCUGAAGAAAAGGGAGCCUUUGAACUACCUGGUGCCUGAUGGCUCAGCAGGUUUCUCCAGCAGACUGGCAGCCUCUGGGGAUAUGAUGUCCUUCAGUCCACCCUCAGGCGAACUGGGAGAAAUGGACAACUGGCAGGAGGACGCAAAUGCCUGGGAGGACGAGGGUAAUGCUGCCUGGGAGGCAGAGGUUGUGCUCAGACAACAGAAGAUGGCUGAGAGAGAAAAGCGGACCAUGGAGCAGCAAAGGAAGAAGCUGGAGAAAGAUGCUCAGAGGAUGAUGAAGAAGGAUCAGAAGAUUGCCGUCAAGCUCUCGUAACAUUUUUAGAAAUGCUCAAUUUUGAGCCAAAGGGAUGGGAGGGGGCAAAGACACUGAAUCAAUCGUCACUCUGUCUUUAAAAUCAUCAAACCGACCAGGAUUACCACCCAACACUACUUAUCUGUUAGCAAACUGUCAUCUCCACCCUGUUUCCUACAAGCAGCCAUUUUAGUCUGUUUUCCAGCUGCAGCAGUGUAAAAUGCAUCAUUCUCGAGGGAAGAUAACGCACCUCUCGGUGUACUCUCUGUUCAUGUGGCAAGGUCAUUCUGGUCUUCAAGGGAAAGCUGUAUUUAUACGAUCCAGUUCAUCUUAGGUUAAAGGUUGGAUGCAGCAUUAGAGGGUACCAUUUAGAUUCAGAUUGGUAGUGUAGAAAAAUGUUUAGUUUUUUCCCAGGAACAUUUGUAAAUAAACAGGUACCUGUACUACCUUUUGAAACUCAAAUAGGGAGUACAGUUCCCUUUCUUUGUCUUAUUUAUAACCUCAAAGGACAAAGGAGUGUAAUUGAUUUUAAGCAUCACUGUAUACCAGUGACAUCCCUUCGUUUGCUUGAUUAUUGUGCUUUUAUAUUUAUGUCUUUCAUUGUCUGAAAACAUAUUUUUUUUCUAAUGAAUGUUGCUUGAUAUUUCACAUCAUCUCCCUGUGCUGUGCAGCCCUUCGUACACUGGAAAUCUGUAUUACAAUGAAGGCUGAAGAUUGAGUAAGGAUCGACCAUAGACUAGAAUCUAGCCCAACUAUAAAUGUUAGCUGUGGGUUCCUAUGGUAAUCUCAUGGCUACUGAUCUGCUAUUCAUUUUCCUCCUUUGUCAGCUUUUGAUAUUGAAAGGAAAAAACAGAGAUUGCUGCAUUGAUUUUUUUUUUUUUCAGGGGGUGGGAAUGUUACUUUGCUCUUAAAUAGUUGAUGCACUCACUGCACAGACGCUGUCUUUCUAAAACAUGGAUCACCAUCACAGUGUAAUGUCAGACCGGUUACCUUGGCCGAUAAGAAGAUGAAUAAAAAUAAAGUUAAUGGUUUUGACCGAGCAUCCUGUUAUGCAUCAUAAUAAUUAAAUUACCAGUCAGUGUUGGAAAAAGUUGGUACAAGUGCCAAUAGACAAGCUGUUGUCAUGGAAACACUGGAAGGUGAAGAAAGGCCCUUUUUAUGAAUUGAAAUGUGCAGACAUGAUACAAAAUGUCUCUGGUCUAUGAUGACUGAUAAAAUGACUUAAGUAGAGGUGAGGGAGGCAAAUUUCUAUACUGAAUGUUACAAUUGGAAAAGCUUUGCAAGCUAAUUGAUGGGUUGAUGUUAUCUAGCAAUGAUUUGUUGACACGCAGAGGCGCUGAUUCUGUUAAGACGUAAUAUGAUAAAAAUGGCCGAUUAAUGCAUGAUCAGGUUUAGGAGUCUGAUUGAAAGAAGUUGUGUUUAUUUGAAGGGAAUUCAGCAAACUAUCUGUGUGGAUUUGUGUUUUCUUUGGAAAUGCGCUUUUUUUCAUUGAGAAAAGCUGCAUGUUGUUCUCUUUUGUCAUUUUUUGCACAUUUUAGUUUUCCAAAAAUGAAUCGCAGAGAACCCCUUCUCACCCAUUUUUUUCUCAUUCAUGUGUAAGACUUCAUGUUAUAAUAGUUGUCAUGAUUGAGCACAAAUGAGGAACACAUGCUCACUCAAUCCAGAAGGUUUGGCAGAUUGUAUACCUGCUGUUAUCAGUCCUACACAGGUUUUUAAUAAAAUGAUUUGAUUCACCA
Molecule: messenger RNA, 2704 nt
Organism: Sebastes umbrosus (honeycomb rockfish)
Lineage: Eukaryota; Metazoa; Chordata; Actinopteri; Perciformes; Sebastidae
Gene: ebag9
Product: estrogen receptor binding site associated antigen 9
Exons: 7
Coding region: 348-989 (213 amino acids)
Cellular component (GO): secretory granule
Source: RefSeq, a predicted model, not a curated record